Messenger RNA from Acanthosepion pharaonis, 642 nucleotides. The record is from the annotation of a GenBank genome assembly. NCBI's taxonomy places the organism in Eukaryota, Metazoa, Mollusca, Cephalopoda, Sepiida, Sepiidae.
AUGUCCAAACCUCAUAUUUUCUCUCUUACAUUUUUCUAUUCUUUCUACCUUUCUUUUUUAUACUCUCUUUCUUUUUUGUUUUCUUUUAAUUAUUUCUUAUUUAUUCAUAUGUCUCUUUUUUUUUCUCUCUUUCAAUGUUGCUCUUUCUCUCUUUUAAUUCUUAAUUCUUCCUCUGUUUCUUUAUUUACCCAACCACCCGGUGAUAUUCAUUCUUUCUUUCUGAAUCAUCCAUUUUGUUUGUCUGCUGGUUUCUUUCAUUAUUUAUUAGUUAAUUUUAUUUAUCACUGUCCCUUUCUCAUCAUAAUUUUUCAUUCUUUCUUUUCUUCGAACGUAACUUUCCUUUGUUCUUUAUUUCCUGAUUACUCGCAUGCAAUUCUCUAUCCAGUAUUACCGCCUGCCCCCAAGUAUUCUCACUCCGUCUUUGUAUUUCUAAAUUCUUCAUAUUCCUCUUUUUUUUUCAUAAUUUCACUGUUCUUUUUUUCUAUCAUUCACUCUCCAAAUUUUACUCAGGUCGCUGUUUUUCCCCGCUGUGACUCUUUAACGUGUAAUUUUUUUUUCAGAACAGAAAUGAUGGAUGCACAUUCUAUAAGGGUGAAAGAAAACGGAAGUUUCUGGUCAGACCAGGAUAAGCAAAAUUCUUAG